UCUGCCGCCUCUCUCGCCGCACGCUUUGGCUCCAGCCGGCGAGUGCGGGCCCGUGGUCAGUCGACGGGUAUACCACCCAGUGGCCGUCAUGGUGGUGAAGCUCCUGUAUUUGAGCGAAGUUUGUUGCAGCUGGGAUCUCGGAAGCUUAGAACCUUUUGGCGUGUGAUUUAAGCCAGCUGCCGCUGUAGCCCAGCCGUCAUGCCAGACUCGGACGACAGCGACAAUGAGGGCGGCCUGGGGAAUGUCAACAGGGCAGUCAUGAGACCACCCGGCCACUCCGGCAAGGCCAAGCGCGGUCACCUCUGCUUCGACGCCUCGUUUGAAACAGGGAACUUGGGUCGCGUGGACUACAUCAGUGAGUACGAAUACGACCUCUUCAUACGGCCAGAUGUGUGCAAUCCUCGCUACCGCAUCUGGUUCAACUUCGUGGUGGACAAUGUGCGGCAGGAUCAGAGAGUUAUCUUCAACAUCGUGAACUUCAGCAAGACGAAGAAUCUGUUCCGUGAUGGAAUGACACCUUUAGUUAAAUCGACUUCCAGAAACAAAUGGCAGCGGAUGUCUAAGAAGCACGUCUACUACCACCGCUCCCCGGAGCACAGGAGCAACUUCAUCCUGUCGUUCGCCUUCGCGUUCGACCGGGAGGAGGACGUGUACCAGUUCAGCAUCUGCUUCCCCUACUCGUAUUCGCGCCUGCAGAUGUACCUGGCCGAGGUGGAGGGGCUUAAGUUGUCGCACGUCCGCAGGGAGCUCCUGGCAAACACUGUGCAAGAGCGUCUCUGCGACAUCCUGACACUGGGGCAUACCACACCACCGGGAGCUUCGAAACCUACCAAGACGGUGGUGGUGAUGGCUAGGUGUCACCCGGGAGAGACGCCGUCCUCCUUCAUAGUACAGGGACUAAUUGAUUUGCUGGUUGGCGACCAUCCUGUUGCCACUGAGCUGAGAAAGUAUGUAGUCAUCAAAAUAAUUCCAAUGCUGAAUCCUGAUGGAGUAUUUCUAGGAAACCACAGGUGCUCUGUGCUCGGUGCUGAUCUGAAUCGCACCUGGCAAGAGCCCUCGCAGUGGGGACAUCCAACCAUCGACGCUGCCAAGAAGCUGCUGCUCUCGCUCGAUGCAGACAAGAGCAACGGGCUGGAGAUCGUGCUCGACCUGCACGCCCAUGCCAGUCUGUUCGGAUGCUUCGUGUACGGCACCACCUAUGAGGAUGUAUACCGGUACGAAAGACACAUUGUGUUCCCAAAGCUGCUGAGCCAGAACGCUGAGGAUUUCAGUCCCAUCAAUACCAUCUACAACCGAGAUCCACUGAAGCUGGGCACUGCUCGUAGGCUCCUCUGCUCGCAGCUCAGCGACUCGGUCAACACGUACUCGCUGCAGGUCUCCAUGCACGGCUACAUUGACCGCCACGGCGAGGGGCUGAUCUCCUACACGGAGGAGGCCUACAUGCGGCUGGGCAGGGACCUCGGCCGGGCCCUGUUCGACUACUUCAAGGCGAUGCAGGUAAUACCGUCGACCGGCCGAGGGCCUCAGGCCCCGUCCACCACGACAGAGAGGCCCCCGCGCAACCAGAGCACCGACGCCGAGCUCGAGCGGUACCGACUGACCGACUCGGCCACCUCGUCGUCGCGCACCGAGUCGCCGCGGACGCCGGCGCUCAGCGGCGCGCCGCGCGUCAGCGUGCUGAACAUGAGCCAGCUGGCGCGCGGCGGCCACCAGCUGACGUACAACCGCCUGAGGGCGCGCCGCUGCCGGAGUAGCCACCAGGACACUCCUGGGAAGAUGCCGCCGCCGUUCAGCUCAUAA
Messenger RNA from Pollicipes pollicipes, 1800 nucleotides. Its product is annotated as cytosolic carboxypeptidase 6. Gene Ontology annotation, molecular function: metallocarboxypeptidase activity; zinc ion binding. The coding region runs from base 199 to 1800 and encodes 533 amino acids. Gene Ontology annotation, biological process: proteolysis. The record is from RefSeq and is a predicted model, not a curated record. Lineage: Eukaryota; Metazoa; Arthropoda; Thecostraca; Pollicipedomorpha; Pollicipedidae. The transcript is spliced from 14 exons.